Messenger RNA from Eimeria mitis, 1659 nucleotides. RefSeq lists its product as uncharacterized. Gene Ontology annotation, cellular component: mitochondrion. NCBI's taxonomy places the organism in Eukaryota, Apicomplexa, Conoidasida, Eucoccidiorida, Eimeriidae. The coding region runs from base 1 to 1659 and encodes 552 amino acids. The record is from RefSeq and is a predicted model, not a curated record. The transcript is spliced from 11 exons.
AUGGGCGUAACAGCAGCUGCAGAGCUCAGUGGAUGCUACAGAAGGUCGUUUUCUUCCUCUGAAGCUCCUCACAACGCUGGGGAGCUGACGAGCGGAGCGGAAGAAAGGAAAGAAGAAAAUGGAGGACUGCAGGGUAUAACCACUGACUUGUUUUGGAUAGACCGCAUGCAGCCCACCCGCUGCUCAGGCUGCGGGGCCCCGCUUCAAACCCAAGAAGAAUCUGCCGUGGGCUUCGUGCCUAAGCACAAGUACGAAGAGUAUUCAGGGGGCAGAGUGAAGCGGCUGCCGAGGCCGCGAGGCCAAGUUGUGGAGUCGGUCCCUGACGGGGUGGAAGUGAUGCAGCUUAACGCGGGUCCGGGGAGAAAAGAAGUGGACUUGGUUGCCGUGGGACUGGGGUUGCUGUGUUUGAAAGCUGCGGAUACACCCCAGCUAUCUGCGGUGUAUGCGCAGCAAACAUCUCCCAAGUUCCGCCACUACCGCAGCAUCGACAGUUCUUGGGAGCGUACGGCAGUUGCUGCUGCUGGGUGUUUGCCUGCGUUGUCAGCCUCUUCGGUGAUAACACAGCUUACACGAGUGAUGCCAAACAACUCCAUUGUAUUGAAAAUAGUUGAUAUCUGCGACUUAGAGCUUUCUGUGGUUCCCGAGCUCUUCGCUGCAUGCAGAGAAAAAGGCCUCAAGGCAAUCUGGGUCGUUAACCGCGUCGAUUGCCUUCCGAAACACACAGAUUUAAAUCAAGUCAAACAGUGGGUCCGGCGAAUGGUGCGGCAGAUCCGCAAUGUUCACAUCGAUGAUUGUGUGCUCGUCUCGUCUGCAACAGGCUACGGCUUCGACAACCUCGAGCGCCGCAUCGGCGAGCUCUUAACAGAGGACUCUUAUGGAGAGGGAAAUAUAAAAGCAGAGACAGCAGCAAACACAAACGCAGAAGGAAACAAACAAAACCAGGAUACACAGGAGACAGAAGGGAGAUUCAUGUUUGUUGUGGGGCGGGUCAACGCUGGAAAAUCUACUUUUGUAAACCGCUUCCUCAAAUUCGUCGGCUAUAAGCAUUUCGGUACUCUGUUUAUGAAACGCGCUAUGGCCAGUGUGUUGCAACACGGAGGCGAUCUGCUGUCAGUGGUGCCGACGAAACGUCUUCAGCCGCUAACAUUUGCCUUGACGGAGGGAAAAAGCAUUUUAAUUGGAGCAUUGGCUCGCGUAGACCUUGUACAGGGAAACACGGCGCUGUGCACCUGCUAUUUCAGCCACAAAGUGACCCUGCAUAUAUGCAGGACGAGCAAAGCCGCCGAUAUGUUGCAUCGCAAGGCCGGCGUCUUUCUUUACCCUCCCCAUCUACCCGAGGGUUUCCACAGUCUGCAGCCCCUAGUGCGCCACAGAGCGCGGGGCCCUCGUAUUAGUGCACAGAAGAGGGCUCUGGCGGAACAAAUCAGGGAAGAGGAAAUGCGACAGCAGCAACAGCAGCAGGAACAGCAGCAGACUGAAGAUGCAAAUACUGACACCGAGACGGAGAGUCGGUGGGAUAUGGCAAAUACAAAAGUAGGACCUCUUGUAGAUCCUGAAAAGCAAGAAGAAUUUCAACUUAUGGUUUCUCAGUGGUUAGAAGAGGGCAAGCAUCGAGAGCAGCAGCAGCAGCAGGAGCAGCAGCAGCAGCAACAACAGUAA